AUGUCGCUGCACAGCGACGAGAAGAUCACGCCCAGUGCCGAAGAGAAGGCCGGCCCGGGCUUCGUCGAGAGCAAGGAGUACGCCGAUGCCGACACCAACGCCUUUGGCCAGAAGGACGGCGAGCAGCUGCGCCACGAUGCACUGCUGCCGCGCCACGUCGCCAUGAUCAGUAUCGGCGGUGUCAUCGGCACAGGCUUGUUCAUCGGCACCGGCAACUCCCUAGCCAACGGUGGCCCAGUCGGCUUGUGGCUUGGCUAUAUCUCGAUGGCCACGGUGUGCUACGCGAUGAUGCAGCCGCUCGGCAUCAUGGUCUCGUACAUGCCCGUGCCCGGAGGCCACAUCAAGCUCGCCGAGCGCUUCAUCUCGCCCUCGAUGUCCUUCGCCAUGGGCUGGCUCUACUGGUUCAACUGGACGAUCAUUCUGCCUGCCGAGGUGACUGCCGCCGCCGUGCUGAUCUCUUUCUGGUCGCCGGACACCUCGCCCGCCAUUUGGAUGUCGAUCGCUCUCCUUGUCAUCAUCGGCAUCAACUUCCUGGGCACGCGUGCCUUUGGCGAGUGCGAGUUCUGGUUUGCCUCCAUCAAGAUCAUCUGCAUCGUCGGCCUGAUCAUCCUCAGCUUCGCGAUCGACGUCGGAGCGGGCGACCAGGGUGUUCUGGGCUUCCGGUACUGGCGGCGGCCGGGCCCAUUUGUUUUCUAUAACGGCGUCCCUGGAAGCUUGGGCCAGUUCCUCGGCUACUGGAGUGUGUUGAUCAACAGCGCCUUCUCCUUCAUCGGAACGGAGAUCUGCGCCAUCGCAGCCGGCGAGGCCAAGAAUCCGCGCAAGACGCUGCCGAAGGCGAUCUCGCGCGUUUGGGUCCGUAUCCUCGGGUUUUACGGCACACUGGCGAUCUCCGUUACCUGCCCGUCGAACGAGCCCGACCUGAUCCUCGGCAGCAAGACGGCGCGCUCGCCGUUCGUCAUUGCGAUCAAACUCGCUGGCAUCAAGACGCUGCCUUCCAUCGUCAACGCCUGCUUUGUUACCUCGGCCGUGUCCGCUGGCUCCUCCGACCUGUACACUAGCUCGCGCGCUCUCUACGGUCUCGCAAUCGCCGGCCAGGCGCCCCGUAUCUUCGCCAAGACCACCAAGGGCGGCCUGCCAUGGGUUGCGUUGCUCGUAGGCGUUGCAAUUUCGUCGCUCAGUUACAUGAGCGUUUCGGCCGGCGGAGGCAAGGUGUUCGGCUGGUUCUCGAACCUGACGUCCAUCUGCGGUAUGCUCACCUGGACUUGCAUCGGUCUGCUGUACAUCCGCUUCCACGCUGCGAUUAAGGUGCAGAACUUCGACCAGUCGCUGCUGCCCUUCAAGCACAAGGGCGCCAUCUUCCUUGCGUGGUACGUCGUCAUCUGGACAAGCCUCAUCAUGCUCUUCUGCGGCUUCCACGUCUUCCUCGCGGGCAACUGGGACCUGGCCACGUUCAUCACGUCGUACCUGCCGAUCCCGCUCUUCUUCAUCCUCCUCGGCGUGACCUGGUGGCGCGACGGCUGCAAGGCAUGGGUGCGCCCCGAGGACAUGGACCUGUACUCGGGCGUGCAGGAGAUCAUCGACGCCGAGGUCGAGGAGCCGCCGCCGAAGAACCUCUGGGAGAAGAUCUGGCAAAAGGUCUAG
Molecule: messenger RNA, 1641 nt
Organism: Tilletiopsis washingtonensis
Lineage: Eukaryota; Fungi; Basidiomycota; Exobasidiomycetes; Entylomatales
Product: putative general amino acid permease
Exons: 15
Coding region: 1-1641 (546 amino acids)
Biological process (GO): amino acid transmembrane transport
Cellular component (GO): membrane
Molecular function (GO): amino acid transmembrane transporter activity
Source: RefSeq, a predicted model, not a curated record